Molecule: messenger RNA, 1402 nt
Organism: Phytophthora infestans T30-4
Lineage: Eukaryota; Oomycota; Peronosporomycetes; Peronosporales; Peronosporaceae
Product: histone-binding protein RBBP4
Exons: 4
Coding region: 9-1340 (443 amino acids)
Biological process (GO): regulation of gene expression
Cellular component (GO): nucleus
Molecular function (GO): histone binding
Source: RefSeq, a predicted model, not a curated record
CGUUCUAAAUGGCCGACGCUACCGAGCACUCCGAGCCCACGCCAGCACCAGCUCCCGCCGCAGCAGUGGACGCAGUUGCUGCCAACGAUGCUGCUCUCCAGGAAAAGCUCAUCAACGAGGAAUACAAGAUCUGGAAGAAGAACACGCCGUUCCUGUACGACUUGGUGAUGACACACGCCCUUGAAUGGCCCUCUCUCAGUGUGCAGUGGCUGCCCAACUCCCACACCUCGUCUGGCGACGAUUUCUCGGUGCACAAGCUGCUGCUGGGCACGCACACGUCCGGAGCGGAGCAGAACCAUUUGAUGGUGGCGGAGGUGCGUCUUCCUCUGGAAGACACCGAGAUUGACGCCCGCAAGUAUGACGAGGAGAGUCAGGAGCUUGGCGGAUUUGGCGGCGUCUCGGGCAAGGUGGACAUUAAGAUCCGUAUCAACCACGACGGCGAAGUGAACCGCGCACGGUACAUGCCGUCCGAUGAAAUGAUUGUAGCCACCAAGACUCCUCAUGCGGAGGUGCACGUGUUCGACAUCUCGAAGCGGCCGUCUCAACCUGAGGAGAACUCGGGCUGCAACCCGGACUUUCGUCUUCUGGGCCACACGAAGGAGGGCUACGGUCUAUGCUGGGACCCGCACCAGCCCUACCACUUGAUUUCCGGUUCGGACGACGCCAUCAUCUGCGAGUGGGACCUCCGCAACGCUGGCAAGUCCGUGCAACCGCUGCACAAGUACAGUGGACACAGCGAUGUGAUUGAGGAUGUGGCUUGGCACAUGCACCACACCAAGAUCUUCGGCUCUGUCGGCGACGACAAGAAGCUACUCAUCUGGGAUAUGCGCUCGGAGAGCUACGACAAGCCGGCGACGACUGUGUAUGCGCACACUGCUGAGGUCAACUGCUUGGCCUUCAGUCCGUUCAGCGAGUACCUGGUUGCUACUGGCUCGGCAGACAAGCACGUGAACCUGUGGGAUAUGCGUAACAUGAAGGCCAAGUUGCACUCGUUCGAGGGCCACAACGACGAAGUCUACCAGAUCCAAUGGUCUCCUCACAACGAGACUAUCCUAGGCUCCUGCUCUGCUGACCGCCGACUGCACGUUUGGGACCUCAGCAAGAUUGGUGACGAACAAUCGCCUGAAGACGCCGAGGACGGACCUCCGGAGCUGCUGUUUAUCCACGGUGGCCACACGUCCAAGAUUUCCGACUUUUCGUGGAACCCGAACGACGCGUGGGUGGUGGCCUCGGUGGCUGAGGACAACGUCCUGCAGAUCUGGCAGAUGGCGGAGAACAUUUACAAUGAGGAAGAUGAGGAAACUGAACAGGCGGAGGUUGCCGAUGAUGACCUCGAAUAAGCCGAUUAGUACUCAUGCUAUUUGAUGCAAUGAUGCGGUUAGUCUAAUUGAAUGUACUAGAC